GUUUUUGAACCGGAAGUGUAUUACGAUAACCCGGAUGUCGAUUGCAGCGGCUGCUUGAAACACAAUUUUGAAUGGUUGGGUUUUUAUAAAGGUUGAGACGACUGUUAGACGGCAUCAUGGCGCACAUCACCAUCAACCAGUACCUGCAGCAGGUCUAUGAAACAAUCGAUAACCAGAGGGGCACACUCUGCGCCGAGCUGCUAUCUUUUAAACAUCCGCACGUUGCCAACCCUCGGCUCCAGCUUGUUAAUCCAGAGGACAAAUGUCAGCAAGUUCUUGAGCCGCCAUAUGACGAGAUGGUGGCCGCCCAUCUCAGGUGUACAUAUGCGGUUGCCAAUCACGACUUUGUGGAAGCCUACAAGUUCCAGACCAUUGUGGUCCAAUCCUUUUUGAGAGCAUUUCAAUCCCACAAAGAGGAGAACUGGGCACUUCCUGUCAUGUUUGCUGUCACUCUUGAUCUUAGAAUAUUUGCUAACAGUGCAGAGCAGCAGCUGCAGCAGAAGGGCAAAGGUCAGCCAAGUGAGAUGUUGGAAAAAGCAGCCGAGCAACUGAUGAGCUGCUUUCGAGUUUGUGCCAGCGACAAUCGGGCUGGGAUCGAGGAUUCCAAGAAGUGGGGAAUGAUGUUUCUGAUCAACCAGCUGUUUAAGAUCUACUUCAAGAUCAAUAAGCUGCAUCUGUGCAAGCCGCUCAUCAGAGCCAUCGACAGCUCCAACCUGAAGAAUGACUACAGCCCGGCUCAGAAGGUCACAUACAAAUACUACGUAGGCCGCAAGGCCAUGUUUGACAGCGACUUCAAACCAGCGGAGGAGUUUUUGUCCUUUUCCUUUCGACAUUGCCAUCGCAGCAGUCAGAAGAACAAGAGAAUGAUUCUCAUUUACCUGCUGCCUGUUAAGAUGCUGCUGGGCCACAUGCCAACACUGCAGCUGCUGGACAAGUAUGACCUGUUGCAGUUUGCAGAUGUCACCAAAGCUGUCAGUGAGGGCAACCUGCUGCUGCUGAAUGAGGCUCUGUCCAAACACGAGACCUUCUUCAUCCGCUGCGGCAUUUUCCUCAUCCUGGAGAAGCUGAAGAUCAUCACCUACAGGAACCUCUUCAAGAAAGUGUACCUGCUGCUGAGGACCCACCAGCUGCCUCUGCACACCUUCCUGGUAGCUCUGGAGAUGAUGAAGGUGGAGGAUGUGGACAUCGAUGAGGUGCAGUGUAUCCUGGCUAACCUUAUCUACAUGGGUCACAUUAAAGGUUACAUCUCCCACCAGCACCAGAAACUUGUGGUCAGCAAACAGAAUCCAUUUCCUUCGCUAUCGUCAAUCUCCUAGACUUGACUCUCAGACUGUGAUGCUCGGCAAACUUUUUUUAGACUUCAUUUUUUUUUUACUGUACAACAUGAAAUAAAAAGUAUUGGCUG
Molecule: messenger RNA, 1405 nt
Organism: Entelurus aequoreus (snake pipefish)
Lineage: Eukaryota; Metazoa; Chordata; Actinopteri; Syngnathiformes; Syngnathidae
Gene: pcid2
Product: PCI domain containing 2
Exons: 15
Coding region: 117-1316 (399 amino acids)
Biological process (GO): poly(A)+ mRNA export from nucleus; post-transcriptional tethering of RNA polymerase II gene DNA at nuclear periphery; transcription elongation by RNA polymerase II
Cellular component (GO): transcription export complex 2
Molecular function (GO): double-stranded DNA binding; RNA binding
Source: RefSeq, a predicted model, not a curated record